This is a messenger RNA of Chenopodium quinoa (quinoa), 528 nucleotides long. RefSeq lists its product as uncharacterized. The coding region runs from base 1 to 528 and encodes 175 amino acids. The transcript has 2 exons. The record is from RefSeq and is a predicted model, not a curated record. NCBI's taxonomy places the organism in Eukaryota, Viridiplantae, Streptophyta, Magnoliopsida, Caryophyllales, Amaranthaceae.
AUGGCUCUGAAGCUUGAUAUGGCGAAAGCCUAUGACAGGGUAGAGUGGGGUUUCCUGGAGCUGUUAUGCUUAAGAUGGGGUUUGCAGAGCAGUGAGAAUAUAGUUAUGCAUUGUGUGUCAUCGGUUUCUUUUUCGGUCCUUAUAAAUAGGGCACAUUCAGGGGAGUUUACUCCAUCUCGGGGUUUACGACAAGGUGAUCCUCUUACCCCGUAUCAGUUUAUUUUGUGUGCUGAGGCUCUAUUUGGGUUGAUUGAUAAAGAGGUGGAAGCGAAUGUGGAGGAGGUUAAUACUAUUAAAGAUGUUCUAAGGGUAUAUGAGGAGGCCUCGGGUCAGAUGGUGAGUCUUGAAAAGACCACGGUGUCAUUUAGUAAAGGUGUUGGUGAGGAGAGAAGGAGGGUGUUGGCGGAUAUUUUGGGAGUGAAGGUGGUCGAUAUACAUAAUAAAUAUCUGGGGCUUCCGACGGUUGUUGGAAGAUCUAAAAGGGUGUUGACCAAGGGUGUUAAGGAGAAUUUAUGGAAGAGACACUAG